UCUAAAUUUACGACUCCAUUUUGUUUAGCAAGACGUGUGAUUCUCUUCACGUUUACAGUUUUUAGCGGAACCAAAAGAAUGGGCCGAGUUCCAUUUUUUCGCCUUAAAAAUGGCUUAGAAAUCCGCCGGAUUUUGAAUGGGAUGUGGCAGGUUUCGGGACAACACGGUCCAAUCAACGCGAACAAGGCUUCGCGUGCAAUGGUGGACUACUUUGACGCAGGAUUGACAACUUUCGAUAUGGCGGACAUCUACGGACCAGCAGAGGAUAUCUUCGGCGAGUUUUUAGAUGAUUUAAAGACUGAACGGGGUGAAGAAGUGGGAAGGAAAGUUCAGGGUUAGUUGAUUACAAAAAUGAUCCAAAGUGGUAGAAAAAUAGCGCUCGGGUAGUUUACAAUAGUUUAUGACGAAUUAUCACCUUCUGUAUAAGUAUAAUACAUAUACAGAAGGUGAUAAUUUCUUUGGGCUCCCUUCGCCUCUGAUUGUGGAUUGGUCCAAAACGAAAUAGAUUAACUACGGAGGAUUUUCCUAAAAGCAAAUUAUUAGAGUGGUUACCCCUUAGAAAGUUCUAUUAAAUCUCUGCUCAUUCUUUCAAGAUGUAAAAUAGGGUCCUCUCCUUCACUGUUUUUAUUAUUAUUAUUAUUAUUAUUAUUAUUGUUGUUGUUGUUAGUAUUACCCUUCCCUCCUGUAAAGUCGAAAGCUUCACCUGCAACCAACACAAGCUGCAAAAAUUUGCGAGUAAAUGCCUUUAGUGAAAUCAUGGAGGAAUCUAAAUUCUGAUUAGUAAGGGGAAUGAGGUUCACCUCUCUGAUUCAUCAUAUUUGUCUGAGAUGGAGAGGAAGGAUUUGGGGUAAGGAAGGCUAGGUGUUUCUGGAUGUACCUACUUUUCCCGUGAACACAACUCCUAAUGGUAGCAGUCUCACUUGUGAAGUUCCUUGCGUGACCGAUUUGCAUUUUUUGGCCUGCUAGAAUUUAGUGCCAUGGGUUAAUUUUUCAGUGAGAAAACUUUACUUGUCACUCUUGAUUUCAGCAUUAACUAAAUGGGUUCCACAGCAAGGCAAACCCCUGUCAAGAGAAAUCACCAAAGGACAUGUGCGUCUUGCAAUGAAAAGGAUGGGUGUCGAAAAGCUGGACAUGCUGCAAUUUCAUUGGUGGGAUUACUCAGACAGUCGUUACAUCGAUGCACUUUGUUAUUUAAAUGAACUGAGGAUGGAGGGAUUAAUUGGAGAGCUCUCACUAACAAACUUUAACACAAGACAUCUACAGGAAAUUGUCAAAAGGGAAAUUCCCAUAUCUACAAAUCAAGUGCAGUACUCAAUCAUUGAUCAACGGCCAGAGUCAAAGAUGGUCAAACUAUGUCGCCAGCAUGGAAUAAAGCUCUUAGCAUAUGGCACAUUGGGCGGAGGGCUAAUAUCUGAAAGAUAUCUCAACGCAAAAGAGCCAAUCAUGAGAUCUGAACUGCAGACAGCAUCUCUUGCAAAGUAUAAGCAAAUGAUUGAUGCCUGGGGUAGCUGGGAACUAUUUCAAGACCUUCUGUCUAACUUGUCUGACAUUGCAUUGGCUCACAACAGCACUGUAGCCAAUGUAGCUUGUCGCUAUAUUUUAGAUAAACCGGAAGUCGCUGGAAUAAUUAUUGGGUGCAGAUUUGGAGUACCUGAAGCGGAGCAUAUUGAAAGUAAUAUGAAAAUUCUUGAUCUCAAACUUACCACAAGUGAUGUGGAGAAACUAGAACAAACCCUUCGUAAAGGAGAGGAUUUGUUUGAAACAACAGGUGAUUGUGGCGAUGAGUAUAGAUAG
Porites lobata is the source of this 1794-nucleotide messenger RNA. NCBI's taxonomy places the organism in Eukaryota, Metazoa, Cnidaria, Anthozoa, Scleractinia, Poritidae. The record is from the annotation of a GenBank genome assembly.